AUAAUCAAUUGGGUAAGUAGUGGAAUGUGCGCAAUCGCUGGAACAACAAUGCUGGGUGCAGGACGAAUGGAAUGUGUUAAAUGGUCGAGGUAUAAAUAUUUUACGGCGGGUGAUGCUGACGCAUGGAAGUUCAAAACUAUCGGUCAGCGAGUGCUUGUUACAGUGACGCAUUAUUGA
Molecule: messenger RNA, 177 nt
Organism: Anisakis simplex (herring worm)
Lineage: Eukaryota; Metazoa; Nematoda; Chromadorea; Rhabditida; Anisakidae
Source: the annotation of a GenBank genome assembly